Messenger RNA from Prunus persica (peach), 318 nucleotides. RefSeq lists its product as uncharacterized. The transcript has a single exon. The record is from RefSeq and is a predicted model, not a curated record. The coding region runs from base 1 to 318 and encodes 105 amino acids. NCBI's taxonomy places the organism in Eukaryota, Viridiplantae, Streptophyta, Magnoliopsida, Rosales, Rosaceae.
AUGCAAGAAGCGUACAGGAAGGAUGUUAAAAGAGCAUUUAGAAUACUACAAGCUCAAUGGGCUAUUGUUCGGGGCCCUGCACAUAUGUGGUGCAAGGAUAACCUCCACUCAAUCAUGAUGACGUGUAUAAUUUUGCAUAACAUGAUUGUGGAGGAUGAGUACGAAUAUAUUGAAGAGGAAUCUGAUGAUGAGGAUGCGUGUCAACAAUCCAGGAGGGCCAAAACAAGACAAUAUGAGCUGGAGCCAAGCAUUACAUACGAGUACUACCAAGAUAGGCAUACUCUCUCUGAUUACAUGAUUCGUCAUAAUAGAGUUUGA